Aureobasidium melanogenum CBS 110374 is the source of this 1680-nucleotide messenger RNA. Its product is annotated as putative transporter. Gene Ontology annotation, cellular component: membrane. The coding region runs from base 1 to 1680 and encodes 559 amino acids. The record is from RefSeq and is a predicted model, not a curated record. The transcript has 7 exons. Gene Ontology annotation, molecular function: myo-inositol:proton symporter activity. Lineage: Eukaryota; Fungi; Ascomycota; Dothideomycetes; Dothideales; Saccotheciaceae. Gene Ontology annotation, biological process: transmembrane transport.
AUGGCUAACGAGAAGCCUCCUUUUGAUAGCACCAAAGGCGCUGGCCCGGGAGGCGAGACAGACAGAAUUGAUUUCAAGGAUGAAAGAAGCUCUGGUUCCGCUUCACCCAGCCAGCUGCACGAAGCGACACUCUGGGAGAGACAACGUGAUCCGUACUUAGGCAAAUCAGAACACGAUAUCAUUGUGGACCUCGAGGGCCUGAUCCAGCAGUAUGAUCUUCACGACCUUGGUGGAGAGCUGGCCCGUGUGCUCUGCGGCGCUGCUGCCAUCGUUCAAGGCAUGGAUCAGACUGCAGUCAACGGAGCUCAGCUCUUCUACUUUGAGGACUUUGGCAUUACCAAUACAUGGGAACAAGGCUGUUGGACAUCGCCUGUUCUCAACAAGUACUUCGGUCGACGUGGUACUAUCUGGAUUUCAUGUUUUGUCUCUGUUGCUUCCGGAGCUUGGCAAGGUGCGACUUUUGGCAAAUGGCAGCUCUUCGCUUCACGAUUCGUUGGAGGCUUUGCGAUCGGUGCCAAGUCUUCUACUACACCUGCUUAUGCCGCCGAGUGCUCCCCUCCUCGGAUUAGAGGUGCUCUGGGAUCUCAAUGGCAAAUGUGGACUGCUUUUGGUAUCAUGCUAGGCUUCAUCGCAUCAGUAGCCUUCUAUUCUGUACAAGCCGAUGGUUACCCUGGCUUGAACUGGAGACUGAUGCUUGCCUCUACAAGUAUUCCCCCAAUUAUUGUCUGCUGUAUGACUUUCUUCGCGCCUGAAAGUCCCCGCUGGCUCAUGAGUAAGGGUCGUUAUCGUCAAGCCUUCGAGUCGCUUUGCAGACUCCGUCAAUGUCGUUUACAUGCAGCUCGCGAUCUCUACGACAUCCACGUUCGUCUCAUGCUUGAGUACGAGCUCAAACCAAAGACCGCUUGGGCUAGAGCAACCAAAUUAUUCUCAGUGCCUAGAAAUCGUCGUGCUGCGCAAUCUGCAUUCUUCGUUAUGUUUAUGCAACAAUUCUGUGGAGUCAAUGUAAUUGCGUACUACAGCUCAGCAAUCUUUAGAGAUGCUGGCUUUGGAGAGCAACAAGCACUUCUUGCUUCCAUGGGGACUGGUAUCAUUAAUUGGCUUUUUGCCAUUCCUGGUAUCCUUACCAUCGAUACCAAAGGACGUCGAUGGCUUCUGCUCACCACAUUCCCAUACAUGGCUGCAUGCCUGUUCUUCACUGGAUUCUCCUUCUUUAUCCCUGAAGAGGGUACUGCUCGCAUUGGGUGUGUGGCGACAGGCAUCUACCUAUUCAUGGUCGGCUAUAGUCCAGGCAUGGGUCCAGUGCCUUUCACAUACUCUGCAGAGUCAUUUCCACUCGCAGUCCGCGACACUGGCAUGGCGUUCGCAACCGCCACAUGCUGGGGCUUCAAUUUCCUGCUUGCAUUGACUUGGCCUCCUCUUCAAGAAGCAUUCACGCCCCAAGGUGCUUUCUGUUGGUAUGCUGCGUGGAACCUCUUUGGUUUCGUGUUCACAUGGUUCUGCCUGCCUGAGACCAAAGCUCGGCCGCUUGAGGAAUUGGAUGCUGUUUUCAACAUCAGGACGAGAGAUCAUUUCAAGUACCACUUGAUCAAGACGCCUUUGGUUGGAAAGGGUCAUGUUAGUAAUGAUUUGGUGGAGGUAGCUACCAUUAUUGAAGGCAGGGAUAUGAAGGGCGAUGUUUAG